AGUUUCGGUAUUUCCCUUUAUUUAAAUUUAAUUUAAUUAGUAAUAACAAAUGGAUUCUACAUCAAAAUUUUAUCAAUUACUUAAUUUGUCGCAUAAAGUCAUUGACAAAAAGUGUUUGAAACCUUUGUCAAAGUACGACAAUUUAGUAACACAGAAUUUACAUGCGGCUCAGAUAAAUACUAGGCCAGCGGGAGCAAAUGGACUAUGGUGUUUCACUCUUCUGCCAACAGUAUUAAUUGUCUAUAGCCUUCAGUAUGAAGUGUCGCUAGCAUAUAAGCUAGCAACUUGUGUGUCCGUUGGACUCUUGUUUUAUAAUAUUUUGUUCCAUAUUUUUAUAUCUAUUACGAGCUUGGCGCUAACUACAGGGUUGGGGGCAGGUUGCUUAGUAUCUGGAUUGAUAACAAGUGCACUGGUGUACAAUGUUGGCAAAGAAGACACACUGUUCGUACUGUUCUUUGCUCUACCGCCACCAUUCAUCUUCUGUGCAUUACUUCAACAUUUAUUGGCAUAUCCCAAAACGUUUACUCUCGGAGAGGCAGUGAUUGUUGCACAGAGCGCAGUGAUCGCGGGUACUGUGUUGGUGGCCCAGACUAUGUGUAAUCUGGGAGAUAAGGGCACUGAUGUGGAUCUUGUGAAUAGUGUUGUUAUUACAGUGUUAUCAACAGUGGGGUUAAUUGUUACAGCCCUAUAUUUCCUGAAAAAAGACACUAGAACAGUUGAUUUGUUGAUUUACAUCUUGACCGCCGCUGCAGCGUUUGCAAUCAUACAACUAUAUGCAUUUCUUGGAGUGACUUGUAUACCUGACUUAUUCAUAUUUCUCUUCAUUCAUCCGACGAGAGUAAAACUAAUAGCUUUCUGGGCGUGCCUAGUAUUAGUCGCUGUAUUUGUGCUAGUAUUGCGUACUAAAACAGCGGUAAAGGCUACGACGGUCACAAGGAAAGCGUUCCAUCUGCUAGCUGCUGCGGUAUUCACUACGGGGAUAUUGUCGGACCUCAGACUUAUGGAGAUGGCGGCCGGCAUUGGGUUUGGACUACUCAUUUUAGUUGAGGCAUUGAGAAAAUCGAAUAUAGAACCAAUCUCACCAGCAUUACAAUCGGCGUUCCUCGUUUACAGCGAUGAAAAGGAUUGCGGCGAAUUCGCGCUAACCCCCAUCUACAUGUACUGCGGCCUUGGCUUCGGCCUGGUCGCGCCGCGCGAAGCACCGACACUAGAGCGCCUAGCCGGCGUGCUGGCCGUCGGCGUGGGCGACGCCGCCGCCAGCUGGUUUGGCAAGAGAUACGGACACACGAAAUGGCAUGGGCAAAACCGAACAGUGGAGGGAACGUUGUUCAACAUACUGUCACAGGUCAUGACAGUCUAUUGCCUCGGUUUAUUUGAUAUAAUGGACUGCAACAACGCAGUGCUCCGUACAGCAGUAGCGGCGACAGCGUCAAGCCUAGUGGAAGCGAAGACAGACCAGGUCGAUAACUUGAUACUGCCGCUGAUUAAUAUUAUCGCGUUCCAGUUUACACACUUUAUGAGCUAGAUUUAAAUAAGUGCAUGAACUGUAGACGACAGAGCUAGCGUCCAGUGUAGGGGGCAGCACCUGUUUAGAUGCGCGAAUUGUUUUCGAUUUCGAUUCAGGUCACGAGAUGGCACUCCAACACGCAUGGUCUCUAGUAAGUAGUGGGCAGUGGCUUAGCGUGAACUAAUCUAGCUGUGGGCGUCCGUCGCAUCUGUGAGGCCCUUUUCUUUCUAUGUGUAUUCCCGAUGUAAUAAUGUCCUAUAAUAAAAAAAAUAAAAAGAAGGAUCUCACGGGGCCCCUUUAAAAGCGAGCACUUGGCCCACACGUAUGGACGUACAAAACACGCUGUGGCUGUUUUGGUUGUGAAUUAAACUUGUGAGUGUGACGCCAAUCAUACAAAAUGUUAGCUGAAGAAAAUCUAAUUGGGUUGAAUUUCUCUGUUUCAAAAUUUGCGAUAGCUAUUAAUAGUUCAAAUACUAUUGAAGCGAAGUGUACAACAUUCAUGUUUCAUUAAAUAUGCUCGAUGUUACUGUACCUACUUGUCGUGAACUAAAGUAAAAGCCGUUACAGACGGCCGUACUGGACCGCGACCUUGGUGCAGUCCGGCGCACGUUCGAUCGUGUGUAAGGUGGUCCGCUGUACGUCCGUUAAGGACGCGGCUAUUAGUGAGAGCGAAAAAGAGAUAUUUUGACCGCACCAAAGUCGCGGUCCGCUGCGGCCGUCAGUAAACACUGUAAUACUUCUCUAUUAAAUGUGCAUAAUUUUAAGACUCUUGUCGUCACUCUGACUGACGGAUAGCAUUUAUAACUGGUAGUGAUAAAGUAAGAAGUGAUAUUUAAGACUGCAAUGGAACAUUUUUUAAUCAUAUCUACUUAAAUUUCAUGACAAUGCAAUGUUUUCGUAUCAAGCUAUCCAGAUGAUGGAAACCAAAGGUUCUAAGAACCACUUUGUAUAUAAUAAAUCAACGCAAGCUCAUUAAGUUUGGGCACGUAAACCACGUUAGA
Molecule: messenger RNA, 2508 nt
Organism: Cydia splendana
Lineage: Eukaryota; Metazoa; Arthropoda; Insecta; Lepidoptera; Tortricidae
Gene: Dolk
Product: dolichol kinase
Exons: 9
Coding region: 50-1525 (491 amino acids)
Biological process (GO): dolichyl monophosphate biosynthetic process
Cellular component (GO): endoplasmic reticulum membrane
Molecular function (GO): dolichol kinase activity
Source: RefSeq, a predicted model, not a curated record